Molecule: messenger RNA, 1044 nt
Organism: Ogataea haglerorum
Lineage: Eukaryota; Fungi; Ascomycota; Pichiomycetes; Pichiales; Pichiaceae
Exons: 1
Coding region: 1-1044 (347 amino acids)
Source: RefSeq, a predicted model, not a curated record
AUGAAGAGAGUCAGUCACAGUGUGCCUGUUUUUGUUCAAAGGCGGAGUAUCGUAUCCAGUGUACCUCCCUUACAUCUGAUUCAAACGAGAAAAAGCAUCACCAACCAGGUUUUGCUUGAGAAAUCGUACAGUGGAGUCCGUUUGAAAGCCGUUGUCUUGUUCCGUCUGGCCAAGGUAUACCUCAAGUUCUUCAAAGAGGGAAUGGGAAGUAUAUGGACGAACUACAAAGAUCUGAGGUCCGAGGUGUACAGCCGAAACCUGUUUUUGGUCGUCAAUGGGUUGGCUGCCAACGAUAUGGGAACCGGGGACGCGAGAGAUCAAAAACUGUAUUUGAAGAACUCUUCUCUUCCACAAGUGGUGGACGAACUGGCCACUGCUGUUUCAUGUCUGGAAAACUCAGGAUCGCUGGAUUUGAGCCGAGAACAGAUAAAAAUAUCCCGUGCCCAAUUCCAGACGAUGUUGCGAACAAGAGGUGAUGUCUUCAAGCUACCGCUUUUUGCGCUUUUGUUUGGUAUUUUCGAAGAGUUUUCGCUUCCACUGUACUAUAUCUUUCCCGGCUUAAUGCCAUUCACAUGCGUGUUUCCAGCAUUUAUGAAAACGUAUUACGGAAGAAGCAUUAAGGCACAAAGAAGGCUCGCUGAAUUGCGCAAAGAGCGCACUUUUGAUGAAAUUGCUGUGCAAAACCCAUUCACAAUGACCGAAGAAGAGCUACGCUCCGUUUGUGAUUUGAUCAAGGUUGGGGCUCCUUUUUCUAGCGCCGACGGUCUAAGGGCACAAUUGCUACAAAAAUACAAGGAGCUCAUAGUGGACACACAUUUACUCCUGCGCGAUGGGGGUGUUGACAAGCUCGAUAGGCUGGAAGUUUUUUUUACCUGUCUAGACCGCGGUCUGGUGGAUUGGGAGCAAGUUUUGUACCAAUUGAAAGACCGCGAAAAAACAUUAUAUGAAUCGUUAGACGAGACACUAAUGCGCGAAAGACUACGUGCUCAUCUGGAGCGAUUUGGUAAGCACGGCUACAACGUAGGCCUUGUUGGGCUUUUCUGA